UUUAAAAUGACACAGGAUGUGUUAACUGUCGCGGAACCGGAUAAAAAGCUGCCCCCAGAUUCCGCUAUUUUAAACCAAAAUUUACUUAUAACGUCGCUGUGUAUGCUUAAUGAGUCCUAGCACUGCCCCUCGACUCUACUUUUACUUGUCGCUUGAUUUGAGCGCUGUGCCUUUAAAAACAAACUGCUCCAUGUUUUCAGUCCCAACUGUGUCGACCGGUGGCCACGUACGGCUCCGUGCUCCGACGGUUAUCCCACGGUCUGGUCCAUCAACGGUCGACUACUUUUGUCAGAUAACCGUCGCUACGUUAACGACGUAUCAGCUAUUUUAAUCACUUUGAAGUAGUUUUCUCUUGACAGGGGCUGCGGUGGAUACGGUUUUGAAUGAAGGUUCCCCGCUGGGACUGUAAAGCGGGAGGAGGGGGCAGUAGUUUGCGGGGUCGUCCAGGCUAUCGGAUCUGGGAUCUGCUCACAUUUAUAACCAGACAGACGGAGGCUUGUUCAGGGCAGAGCUGAGCUGGACGGUCGGACACUCUAACCGGGGAGAACGCGGAGUUUUUAGAACUUUUAUUUAUUCGCUCCGGACUAUUUAUAAGGACGGAAAAGUUGGAAAUAAUUGAAAAAAGUUUCACUCUGGGUUUGGACCCUGGUCUCCCUUCAAGACUACGAGCUGCUGGACUGUAAGCUAAUAAUUCACUCUGGAAAUAACUCUUCCACAGACUAUUGUGAUUUAGCUAGGCUUUAGCCUUUAAAUAAAACUGCUUUAAACUUAACUUUAUUGAACACACAGAGACACACAGCUUCAAAAUGGAUAAAUACGAGGAUUUAGGACUAGAGGCGAGUAAGUUUAUUGAGGACCUGAACAUGUAUGAAGCAUCCAGGGAUGGUUUAUUUCGAAUGAGGAGGGAUGCAGGAAAUAACCCCGACUUUGAAGAGACACGGAGAGUUUUUGCCUCCAAAAUGACUAAAAUACACAUGCAGAAACAGCAAGAGGAGAUGGCAAAAAACAACCAGGCCAUUAAAAUGAAUGGGGGUCACAACAGCACAUAUUACACCAAAGAUAGACCGCCCAUCAAUAGUUACAGGCAGCCCGGUGAGGCGGCAGCGAAGCCACCGAUACUCUCUGGCCCAGUGUCGGGCACCGCAGCCGGGAGUCAGUACGCACAGUUGGACGGUCAGAAACACCACACAGGUAUUCAGUCUGAACUUCCAGCCGGCAGGCCAUACGGCUAUGGAAACAGUUACGAUAGUAAGGAGCGCUUAGAGCCACGUUCAUACCAGCAGAACACCCCUGCUCCUCCCAGCCCAGGAAACUCGUCUCACAGCGCGCCUACACAUACUCGUCACCCGGUCAGCCAGCCAGCUGCCUGGGCCCCAUCCAGGGAGAACCAGCUUUCCCCAUCUUUGCCAGGGUCUGGGAGCAGCGGAGUGUCUCAGCAGCAGCCCCAGCGCCUUCCUGCGGCUCCCGCCACCAACAGUCUUCCAUCCCAGCAGAAUCAGGUUGUCACUCCUCCUGUAAACCAGAGUCCACCCACCUCUGCUGGGCCAGCCGGGGGAUGGGCUAGUGAACCUUCUGGAUCAUCAAAACCAGACCUCAUCCCUGCCCUGCCUCUGAGUGCCUUCACGGGAGGAGCAGAUUUCCACGUGCAGCAGCCCUCCAUACAGCCCACUGCCCAUUAUGCACCACCUUCUCCAACUUCAAGACCCUCUACCAGCCAUAAUGGUCCUGUGGCAGCUUCCCCUGUCCUACCUGCACCUUCUGAAACACCCCAACCCAAGGCCCAGGUGACAUCUGCUACCUUGAGCCCUGGCGGUGUCUCCAAAAGCAGCAGCAGCAGCAGCCAGGGUCAAGGUCACAGCCAAAUACCUAGCUGUGGACAGGCUGCCAGUGCUGAAGCUGAAGCACCUUGUUCCCCCAAGCCUGUCCAGCUACCCUGCCAGUCUCUCCUCACGCAGUCCCCUGAGCAGGGGCCUUCAGCUGCUGAAAUAAAGUUAGAAGCUCUCACUAAACGGCUUGAAAAAGAGAUGGAUGCCCAACCAAAGGCGGACUACUUUGGAGUUUGUGUUAAGUGUAACAAGGCAGUGUAUGGCGCCAACCAGGCCUGCCAGGCCAUGGGUAGCCUCUACCAUGACAGCUGCUUCACCUGCAGUGCCUGCAGUCGAAGGCUUAGAGGGAAGGCUUUCUACUAUGUCGGAGGGAAGGUUUUUUGUGAAGAGGACUUUCUGUACUCUGGUUUCCAGCAGUCUGCGGACAAGUGCAACGCAUGUGGACAUCUGAUUAUGGACAUGAUCCUGCAGGCCCUCGGGAAGUCCUACCACCCUGGCUGUUUCCGUUGCGUCGUUUGUAAUGAGAGUCUUGAUGGAGUGCCCUUCACUGUGGACACUGAAAAUAAGAUCUACUGUGUCAAAGACUACCACAGGGUCCUGGCCCCUAAAUGUGCAGCCUGUAAUCAGCCUAUUCUGCCAUCAGAGGGCUCUGAUGAAACCAUUCGAGUUGUAUCUAUGGACAAAGACUAUCAUGUGGAAUGCUAUCACUGUGAGGCUCAUUCAGUGGAUGCAUCCCUCUCAUCCACCUCAUCCUCUGUGUCUUUUAGGACUGCAAGAUGGAGCUGAAUGACGAGGAGGGUCACCGCUGCUACCCUCUGAACGGCCACCUUCUCUGCCACUCCUGCCACCUGAAGCACAUUGAGCCCAGCAGCUCCUCUUCCAUCACUGCCCCUUCCUACUAACUCUGCUGCAGGUGGAGGGAGACACCUGGUGGAUUUAAGAAGGAACUGCCAAAGAGUGACUUUGAACUGCAGGAGCUGAUGUGUACAAUUCUUGUUGUAGAGGACUGAUUGCUUUAACGCCUCAGAUCACACCACGGUCUGAUGUGUAUUUUGACAGGAAUGUUAAUGAAGUCUCCAUUGUGCAGAACCCAAAAAGGUUAUGACCCAUUGAUGAAGUAUCGUAAUACACCAAAACCCUACUUUGAAUGCAGUGAAGCGUUGCGCUGUCUCUGCUGCAUACUGACUUUGCUGAAGUGAUGCCAUAUGAUUAUUUUUUUAUGUAAAUAUCAGUUGCAUUGGCUGUGUAAAUAUCUUAUAGUCAAUUCGUUUUAGAUACUGUGUGCCUUCAACUUCACAUUCACACUUGUGCUGUGAAAGUACCGUUCAAAUCAGUCUAUAAAUCCUAUAAGUCCAAAGCUUCAACUAAUAAUGAACAUUUACAACAAUAUUGUGCAGGUCAGCUCCUCACAAAUCAAUCACAGGUACCUAAUGUUUCAGUCAGAUAGAAAAGACAAUCUGCUGUUCACUCACAUGUUUGAAAAUAAUGGUUUAGUCAUAUGACAAUCUGCUUCCUGCUUUUGUUUUGGAUGUGUACUGUUCCUCUGGAGGGAGCACAGCAACUUCUACAUGCAAUAAUAACAGCUGGUGUGUAUUUAUACAAAAUGAUUUUUGUUAUUGAAUACUAUUUUAAUCAGUUACAAAAUGUUUAUUUUCCUCUCAUAGUGGUUAGCAGUGGCCAUGUAGGGGGAUUAAACAGCACAGGCAUUCUGUGAAAGGCCUCAGCAUGUUGACCUGCAUAUAGAGCCAACAUUUACAUGCAAAUACCGGUAUGCAAUAAAUUAUAUCUAGUAAUAACUUAUGAAUGCAACCAUUUCUUCCAGGUUGUUUGUUGCUGUUUGUUGCCUCUCUAAACUCAAACUCAAAACAUUUUAUAAGUUUUUCUUUUUGCAGUCUGAGCAAAAAUGCUGACAGCCAGGUUCUACUGUUAGAGAAUAAACAGCCGUGAUUUGCCACAUGCAGCCUGUUCUGAGCACUUAGAGAUAGUUGUGUGAGUUUUCUAUGCACCUAUGAAGAUGUUGGUAUUAGACCUGUAGGUUGAUGUAUUUUGUUACAUUUGCAUACAUUGUAUAUUUAAAAAAGAUAUAUAUUGUAGGCCUACAUUCAUUUACCUUUGUUUCAUUUUGGCUUUUGUGCGAAACCCCUUCAAUACUAAUUUGAUUUGCAGUGGGGAGUUCAGUUUUGAUUGCCUACCUUUGCCAUCCAAAUGUUAUUCCUGUCUUCAGUUUACUAACUUAAUACUAACUUUGUUUGUCAUUUGAGGUCCUUAUUUCAUAGUCAACUGAGAAUUAAGAUGAAGAGCAAUCAUAUACAUAUGUGCUGUAUGAUUGUUGUAAGAAAAUAUUUAAUAAAUGCAUUGCAAUAGA
Molecule: messenger RNA, 4191 nt
Organism: Lates calcarifer (barramundi perch)
Lineage: Eukaryota; Metazoa; Chordata; Actinopteri; Centropomidae
Gene: limd1a
Product: LIM domains containing 1a
Exons: 8
Coding region: 807-2612 (601 amino acids)
Biological process (GO): negative regulation of hippo signaling; response to hypoxia; cytoskeleton organization
Cellular component (GO): nucleus; adherens junction; transcription regulator complex
Molecular function (GO): transcription corepressor activity
Source: RefSeq, a predicted model, not a curated record